Messenger RNA from Beta vulgaris subsp. vulgaris (sugar beet), 483 nucleotides. RefSeq lists its product as uncharacterized. Bases 1 to 483 code for a protein of 160 amino acids. The record is from RefSeq and is a predicted model, not a curated record. The transcript has a single exon. Lineage: Eukaryota; Viridiplantae; Streptophyta; Magnoliopsida; Caryophyllales; Amaranthaceae.
AUGGGGAAGAUUGGGUUUGCCAAAGCAUCAAUUUUGUGUCUGGUUGAUAAUGCAGCAAAAUUACAAACCAAGGAAAAAUUGCAUAAAAUUGGGGUAUGUGCUGAUAGCUUAUGCUUGAUUUGUGGUGAGCACGAUGAAACACAUGAGCAUCUGUUUUUUAAGUGCCAUUUCAGUAAAGAGUGUGCUACCAGAAUUAAAACUUGGUGUGGUAUUAACAAUCAGAGUUUGAGCUUCAGUCAGAUUAUUGAGUGGCUUGCUAGGAGGAGAAGAGGGUCUCAAGUUCGAAGAUUUGUACAGGCUGCUGCUAUGGAGGCUACAACAUAUUGUAUUUGGAGGGUUAGGAAUGAAGCAUACUGGGUACAUAAGAUUCAGAACAUUGAUCAUACUGUAAAGCAUAUACAGCAGAUAGUUAAGGCUAGAAGUUUAUGUUGCUUGCCUAAGAAAGUUAGUAAUAGAGAUAAGGAAUGGAUUGAAUCAUUGUAA